UGGAACAGAUCCAUAUCUGAGAAAAAGAAAUUAAUUCUUCUUCUUCUUCUUCUUCUUCUUGUUUUGGCUCAAAGGAUAGGAUUAGGUAGAGCAUUAUAUUAUAUUGCAGCAAGAUUGUUAUGGGCAGGCAACCUUGCUGUGAUAAGUUGGGCGUGAAGAAAGGGCCGUGGACUGCUGAGGAAGAUCGGAAGCUCAUCUCUUUCAUCCUCACCAAUGGCCACUGCUGCUGGCGCGCCGUCCCUAAGCUCGCCGGCCUCCGCCGCUGCGGCAAGAGCUGCCGCCUCCGCUGGACUAACUACCUCCGCCCUGACUUGAAGCGCGGCCUUCUUACUCAAGAGGAAGAGAACCUCGUCAUUGAUCUCCAUGCACGCCUCGGCAACAGGUGGGCAAAAAUUGCAGCAAGAUUACCUGGGAGAACAGACAAUGAGAUCAAGAACCAUUGGAACACUCAUAUAAAGAAGAAGCUUAUAAAGAUGGGAGUAGAUCCACUGACACAUGAGCCAUUACAGAAAGAUGAUGAAGAAAUGCUGCCACCAUCUUCAUCAAAUUCUGGUGACCAAAAGCAUAAACCUGCAGAGAAUGAUGAUGAUCUGGAAGAAGAAGAAGAGCUACCAAAAAUGGAAGAACAUAAGCAGUGCUCUAGCAAGGAAGCUGCCAUGUUUGCAGCAGCUCCACAGCCACAGGUGGAAGCUGAUUAUUAUGACCAGUUAUGGUCAGACACAUUUUUCAACGAUCUGUCAUGGAGUACUUUUGGAGGAGAUGAAUGCAGUGACUUUGGCAUGUCAUCAUCUUCUCAUGGAAGCUCAGAAUGGCUCAUGGAUUUGCAAGAUUUUGGUGAAGAUCAAAGCUGGGCAUUAUUGCCUGGUAAUCAGCCUCCCAAGAACAUGGACAUGGAGAUUCACACACAGGAUAUAAUAACCUGGAAGUUCUGAUGAUAUGAUGAACAUGUGAUCAUCAUGUGACAUUAAUUAAUGUAUAAACAAGAAUACUUGGGCCAAUUUUACCAGUCCUGCAAACUUGUAGAAUAAGAAUACAAUAUAAAGCGUGGUUUGAAGGGGCUUAAAUUUCACUUUUUUUUUUUUUCCUGAAAAGAAUGUAUUAAGGAUGAAGAUUGCCCCGCUCCAAGGAGAUUGAGAGGCUGAGAAACUGAUAAUAUAUAUUCUGGGUAUGAAUAAGAAAUGUACGUAGUUUGAAACAAAGCAUAUGUAAGAGUGGGAUUCAUAUUCAGAGAACAAAAUUUCACUUACAGCAA
Ipomoea triloba (trilobed morning glory) is the source of this 1252-nucleotide messenger RNA. RefSeq names its product protein ODORANT1-like. The transcript has 2 exons. The coding region runs from base 120 to 932 and encodes 270 amino acids. Lineage: Eukaryota; Viridiplantae; Streptophyta; Magnoliopsida; Solanales; Convolvulaceae. The record is from RefSeq and is a predicted model, not a curated record.